Staurois parvus is the source of this 358-nucleotide messenger RNA. The record is from the annotation of a GenBank genome assembly. NCBI's taxonomy places the organism in Eukaryota, Metazoa, Chordata, Amphibia, Anura, Ranidae.
AUGCUGCUUGCCAGGUCCAGAGUCUCUCAUGGGUCCCUGUACGGCCUCCCAUUGCUGCUGUCUCCAUCGCCACACUCUGCCAUGUGCCACUUUCAGGUCUCCUCACACUGCUGGUGUGUUACAUUUUUUGUCAUAGGGUGCUGGCAGAUUACGGGCCAUCCAAUUAGCUGCUGCCAAGGCCUGUGUAAUCUGCCAUGGUGCCCUAUUAACCCGCCUCCUCAUAGCCUGCUGCCAGGUCCAGAGUCUCUCAUGGGUCCCUGGUACGGCCUCCCAUUGCUGCAGUCUCCAUCGCCCACACUCUGCCCAUGUGCCACUUUCAGGUCUCCUCACACUGCUAGGUGUUUGAAGAUUUUUUGAC